CAAUUUUUAAAAUAAUAAAUGCGAACAGACCUAGUAACUAUUUUUAUUCGUCAUUUGUUAAAAACACAUCAUGCAAAACAUGUUAGGUCUUGAAUAACUUACUUAAAUUAUAAGCAACUCAACAUUAACAAGUCAAAAAGUUAGGGAAACACAUAAAUUCUGCAUAAAACGAAACGCACCCAGCUUUACUCACAACUCUGGUAACCCGUCACAAAUAUGGCAACACCGAAGCGCGGGAACACUCAAACCGUGACCUCCUUUCCUACCCCGUCGCCCCAAAGUCGGCACGAGGGCGCAGCCACGAUACCUUAUCGUAUCGACCCGCCCGCCGCCAUUAGCACGCAUGCGCAAAAAUAUGCGGAAUAAUCUGACGUUUCAGCCAGUACCACGGCCAAAAUCCACACGACCUGUAAAUAAAACUGUAAAUAUUCCAAAUUUAAAUAAGUGACUGUGAUUCGAAUGUUUUCAAAAAUCGAAGUUUUUGGUGAUUUCUGAACGGGAGGUAGUUGUAAGGCACAAUGAUCGACCCGAGCUCAUCGGAAGAGGACAGCGAGGAUGAACACAAGAAGCAGCCCACCAACAAACUACAGCCUGUGGCUCCACCUGGCUCGUUGGCAAGCGGGAGGCCGUCGGUCCGAGGCAAGCCGGAGCUACCUCGCGGGUCCACAGCGGGUCUGCAAGGUGCGAGUCCCCUCACCACCGCCCCGCUCGCCGCGCCCCUCCACCCCGCCACCCGGCAGCGGGAGCAGGCUGCGCUAGCGCCGCCACCACAUGCAUCAUUCUUGCGCAGGACAUCGACCGGGAGCGCGAGCUCCGGGGAGGCGCCGGCGCCGUCGCCGAGUCCUUCUGGGGCCAGCCAUUCGGACAAGGACCAAGACCCUCAGGAAAAGAUUGAAAAGCUAGAAGAGGACAAGAAGCGCCGACUUCAACUGUACGUGUUCGUGUCUCGAUGCAUCGCGCACCCUUUCAACGCUAAACAGCCGACAGACAUGACGCGACGGCAUACCAAGCUCACGCCGCAUCAGUUGGAGACCAUUCAGGCGCGGUUUCAGGCAUUCCUAAAAGGCGAGACCCAGAUCCUCGCGGACGAAGCCUUCCAAAACGCGGUUCAAUCGUACCACGACGUGUUCUUGAAGUCGGAGCGAGUGGAACAGAUGGUCAGAUCAGGAGCUUGCAGCCACCACGACUUUCGCGAGGUCUUCCGGAAUAAUAUCGAGAAGAGAGUCAGGUCUUUGCCAGAAAUCGAUGGAUUAAGUAAAGAAACAGUGUUAACAUCGUGGCUAGCUAAAUUCGACUGUAUCAUGAAAGGAACUGGUGUGCUGGGAGACGAUGAUUCGAAGAGGCCGUCGCGGGCGCAGCAGCAGAGCUUGAACGCGGAGUGCAUCCUGAGCAAGGAGCAGCUGUACGAUAUGUUCCAGCAGAUCCUUGGGGUGAAGAAGUUUGAGCACCAGCUGCUGUUCAACGCGCUGCUUCUGGACUCAGCAGAUGAACAAGCGGCUGCGAUCCGAAGAGAACUGGAUGGAAGAAUGCAGAAAGUCAACGAAAUGGAAAGAAACCGCAAGUUAAUGCCGAAGUUCGUCCUGAAAGAAAUGGAGUCCCUCUACAUCGAAGAGCUGAAGUCCUCGAUCAACCUCCUCAUGGCCAACUUGGAGUCCCUGCCUGUGUCCAAGGGCGGGGCCGACUCCAAAUACGGCCUGCAUAAAAUCAAGCGGUAUAAUCACAGAUCAAACGCCGGGCCAGACCCGAGUCCAAGGUUGAGUAAGCAGCUGUGUUUCAGAUCGCAAGGGUCUCUGGCGAACAAGUUGACAGGCGAGGGCGACGGCGGGGAUGUUGACACUCAGCUGACCAAAAUGGAUGUCGUUCUGACUUUCCAAAUAGAGGUAGUAGUGAUGGAGGUAAAGGGUCUAAAGUCGUUAGCGCCGAACCGGAUAGUGUAUUGUACUAUGGAAGUAGAAGGGGGCGACAAACUGCAGACCGACCAGGCUGAGGCGUCCAAACCGAUGUGGGACACUCAAGGUGACUUUAGUACCACACAGCCCCUACCAGCUGUAAAAGUCAAGUUAUACACGGAGAACCCUGGGGUACUUGCUCUAGAAGAUAAGGAACUGGGAAAAGUGGUCCUAAGACCUACGCCACUUUCUAGUAAGGCCCCAGAAUGGCAUCGCAUGACGGUACCGAAGAACCUCCCUGAUCAAGAUCUGAGGAUCAAAAUAGCGUGUCGGAUGGACAAGCCACUGAACAUGAAACACUGCGGGUACCUCCACGUGAUCGGCAAUGUAUGGAGAAAGUGGAAGCGGCGCUAUAUGGUGUUAGUGCAAGUCAGCCAGUAUACGUUCGCGCUGUGCUCAUACAAGGAUAAGAAGUCGGAACCGGCUGAGAUGAUGCAGUUAGAUGGGUUCACGGUGGACUACAUAGAGCUGGCUAGCGCGCAACUUAUGGUCGGGCAAGAACUGGAAGGCGCCAAGAACUUCAUGAAUGCCGUCCGCGACGGCGAAUCAGUGCUUAUGGGAGUUGGCGACGAGAAUGAGUGCCACUUGUGGGUCAUGGCGCUAUACAGGGCUACGGGGCAGAGCCACAAGCCUACACCCCCUACUACUUCGGAUACGCAUCAUAAGAUCAUGGGAGAUGCAGACAAGGCGCGUAAGCAUGGAAUGGAGGAUUACAUCCAAGCAGAUCCGUGUCAGUACGAUCAUCACCAGCUUUUCUGUACACUGCAGUCCCUAACCCUGAAGUACAGGCUCCAGGAUCCUUACUGCUCAUUGGGCUGGUUCUCCCCCGGCCAAGUCUUCGUGCUAGACGAGUACUGCGCCCGCUAUGGCGUCCGCGGCUGCUUCCGCCAUCUUUGCUACCUCUCCGACCUCCUCGACGUCGCUGAGAGCGCCUCCCAGACCGUGGACCCCACCCUCAUGCAUUACUCCUUCGCCUUCUGCGCCAGCCACGUCCACGGCAACAGGCCCGACGGCGUGGGCAGCAUCACCGUCCAGGAGAAGGAGAAGUUCGCCGAGAUCAAGGAGCGGCUGAAGGCGUUGCUGCAGCAUCAGAUCACCAACUUCAGAUACGCGUUCCCAUUCGGACGACCCGAGGGAGCGUUGAAGGCUACACUAUCAUUGCUGGAGAGAGUUUUGAUGAAGGAUGUAGUAACACCAGUGGCACCAGAAGAGGUCCGUGCUAUGAUACAAACCAGCUUGGAGAACGCAGCGCUACUAAACUAUACACAACUUAGUCAAAAGGCCAACAUCGAAGAGGACUUAAGAGGAGAGACAAUGGUGACACCAGCGAAGAAAUUGGAGGACCUGAUACAUUUAGCAGAGCUGUGUGUGGAUCUGCUUCAACAAAAUGAGGAACACUACGCGGAGGCAUUUGCGUGGUUCUCGGAGCUAUUGGUGGAGCAUGCUGAGAUAUUUUGGGCCCUGUUCGGUGUGGAUAUGGACCGAGUUUUAGCAGAACAACCUCCUGAUACGUGGGAUUCCUUCCCGUUGUUCCAGAUUUUGAACGAUUAUUUGAGAACUGAUGAAAACCUGAAAGGCGGUAGAUUCCAUGAGCACCUACGAGACACGUUUGCCCCACUCGUGGUGCGAUACGUGGACCUGAUGGAGUCCUCCAUAGCACAGAGCCUGCACAAGGGCUUCGAGAAGGAACGAUGGGAGAUUAAAGGCAAUGGUUGUUCAACAAGCGAGGAGCUGUUCUGGAAGCUGGAUGCCCUGCAAUGCUUCAUUCGGGACCUGCACUGGCCGGAGCCGGAGUUCAGGUCACACCUGGAGCAGAGGCUCAAGCUGAUGGCCAGUGACAUGAUGGAGACUUGUAUCCAGCGGACUGAGUCUUCGUUCCAGUCGUGGUUGAAGAAGAGCAUAACGUUCAUGUCAACGGACUACAUCUUGCCAGCGGAGACUUGUGCCAUGGUCAAUGUGGCAUUAGACGCGAAGAACCAAGCGCUCAAGCUGUGUGCAGUAGAAGGUGUGGAUAUUUACCAAUACCAUGCGAAGAUGGACGCACAGAUCGACUCCUGUCUCCAAGCGAUGGCAACGGGCAUGACAACACGACUGUCAGCCGUACUUGAAGCUACAUUAGCAAAGAUCGCACGAUUUGAUGAGGGGAGUUUGAUCGGCUCUAUACUGACGAUAGCCAACGUGUCAGGAUCAGGCAAGGACAUCGGCCAAGGCUAUGUCAACUUUAUGAGGAAUUCUAUGGACCAAAUCAGAUCGAAGGUGACAGAUGAGCUAUGGAUUCUACAACUGUUCGAACAGUGGUACGGCAUUCAAGUUGGGCUGGUGAACACGUGGCUAACAGAACGGCCUGCGUUACAUCCACAACAGGUCGCGUGCCUUUCUAUAAUUCUGAAGAAAAUGUACAGUGACUUCGAGCUGCAAGGCGUGAUAGACGAUAAACUGAACUCUAAGAUCUACCAAAACGUGGCGUCCCGAAUGCACACUGAGGAGGCCACCUGCAGUUUGCUGCUUGCUCAACAGGACGCUGGGGGCGGAGACGAGGGUUCAGAAGAAGGAUCGAGGAGCGGCAAAUCGAAACUGGAAGCACUCACGGAGGAAGCCAAGCUUGGAAACGUGACCGCUGUGGUUGGGAAGGUUGGCAACAUCUUCGGGCGAGGCAUCGGCGAGCUGUCAUCGAAGAUAGGAGGCGCCUCAUCCUGGUUCUAGCGCCCCACAAGCGUAUUAUUAUUUGCCUACAUCGGCGUAGUGAGAUAAGAAUACAUGCCUUUUACUGCGAAAGGGCCGAUAGCUUGCUGUGAACAUAGAAAUUCUUAUAUAAAGACGGUGAAUCAAAUCUUGGCACUAAAAACUGGCGCGAAAUUCAAAUUUUGUAUGGGAACUAAAUCUUAGCAAUCAUCGCAAUCAAACAUUUACAAUCAAUUUUUUAAGUGUUACAGCUCGUCGAUGAAUUCACUAACCUCAAGGUACACGUUUUAUGAAGACGAUUUUCAAACUUGACGCUUUUUGUUUAGUGCCAAGAUUUGGUUGACCGACUGUCUCUCUGUCGCUCUUAUAUUCUACGAUAGAAAGACAGUGAGAUUCAAUUUUCGCGGUAGGCUUUUUGAACAGAUUGCUGGUUUUCAGCCAGUUGGAUGUCUCAACUCAAUAAAUUAUGAGAGUUUACGCUAACAGAUUGGAACAACAAUUUUUACAUCUGUUGGUGCCUUUACUGUUGGUCUGUUUGAUUUUUUUAAUUGGCAACAUUAAAACCCGAUUCCGAGUUUACAUGAGGGUAGUACCUAAACAAUGAACUACGCAUGUACGAUUAAUAUCACAAGAUGGAAUCAAUACAUUUAAAGUUGUCAGUUUAAAAAAUUCAUCGACUUAUCACAGUAACCUGUUUAAGAAAUGCUUGAGCUGAUGGUUUUGCAUUUGAUGCCUAAGUACUUACCAUCCGUAAAUAUCUAAAAUUCUGAAAUCUUUGCCCAUUCAGAAUUUGCUAGUCUAAAAAUGCAAAAUUGAUCAAAUCAAUCAUUUUCUCCCGUCGGUAGUAAAAAGCUUAAAACUAUUCUGUGAUGAUGAAAUAAUUUGGUUUUGCUUUCGAUUUUUAGAGUUUUCGCCAUUUUUAAUAACCAAAUGGCAUCUUACGCGCUAGGUAAUAAUUAAGUGGCCAGUCGCAUAUAGCUUAGUGUGAUUUAGUAGGUAUAGUAAUUAUUUUAUAAAAAAGCUUUAUUAUGUACAGUUAGGGUCACCAUUUAUUCAAUACCAUUGUACUAGGUGUGUAUAUUAAGAGUAGUAUUUGAUAACACGAAUGAUAACAAUAAUGAAAUACGAAUGCAUAAAUAGGUAAACACAUGCUACAAUAAGAAAACAUAUCGCGCUUUGGCAAGAGUAUAUUUUAUGUGUUGUAAUUUGUAAAUUACAAUUAUGGUGGCGUUAUUUACAAAAAUAUAACUUUAAAGUAAAAAUAAAUUGUAAUGAGUUUUUGAAAAUAAGGAAUACGAGUGCACGGAGAAUGCUUAUUUUGUUGAUGUCCGAAGCUAUUUUAAAUUUAUUUUCUUGGCCACAAUUGAUUUUAAACCCCAUUCAAUUCAGAUAGUAGAUAUGCCACUUAAAAAGUUUUCAAAUAAUUAGUUAUCAGAUUACCAUCAAUAACUGAACGGUGAAUGGAUUUAAAAAAAAACACUUGUUUGUAAAAGUGGCAUAUCUACUCUUGUAUUAUGUAAUCUGUGUUGCUUAUGCUCCCAAGUAACAUUCAAAAUGCACUGUCUGAGUGAAGUUUCCAAUGCAACUCUUUCUAUACUACUUCAAGAAAACAUAUUUUUCUAAUAGACUUCGUAAUUCACUUUUUACAUCAUUUAUUUAAUCUAGUUCUAAUCUAAUGUUUACCUCAAAAUUUUUGGAAUGCAUUCUUAUAAAAAUAUAAAGGCGCGAGAAUCGUAUUUUUGCUAAACCUACAUAAUGUUGCCAGUUAUUCAAUUUUUACCCCAUUUCGGGGUAACGAUGUUUUUAUAAAAAUGCAUGAUUAAAUUGAAAGUUAGUCACUGUUUGCUAUAGUACUAUUUCUCUAUAGUUUAAUGCUCUAAUCUAUUAAAAUAUCUAGUGACUACACUUUACCUUGACUUAGUCAUCGAUAUAACUAUUUAUAAAUGAAUAUGUAUAACAUUAUAGUUAUUUGUUGACAAAAUAAUAUUCUUCUACGCUAAACACCUUACAAAUUUUUAAACUAGGUGAAAAAUGUAAAGUUCUUAGAUAAACUUAAAGUAAAUGAUAUAGCGAGUAGUCGCUAUACUGAGCCUUAUUACUAACGGGCGACUAACGGGUGUUAUUUUUAUGUCGCUAAAAUUUAAAUAUGCUUAAAAUUAUUAGAUAUUGAUACUUUUUUGGCUGACAUUUGUAAGACCGAAGAUUAUUAGGAACCGUGAGGAAAGUAAAUCUCUUCUGAGAGCCCUAUGAGGUCCCUGAUAAGGGAUAACAGGAUAUCAUUAUCAUCAUACUCUAAAAUAAUAAAUUUGAACAAAAAUAAUUUUACACAAUAUACCUAGGUACAGUACAUUGUACUAGACCGCAUCACAACAUUGCGAACGGUUGACGAAAAAAGUAUCAGUUUUUGAAAAACUUUAUAAAAAAAUAUCCAUCUUAUAAUCACCGAAGAAUAGCAUCUGAGAGUCGCCCAUUGCUUAUUACUCGUACUGUUGCGGAAGGCUUGAAAAACGCGAUAAGAUGUUGGGGUCGUGUUUAAUGAUUUUCAUUAAGUAUAUCAGUUUUCACCGUUCAUGAUUUAAUCAUUACAUUUAUAUCUUGGCAUCUACACGCAAUAGCUUAAGAUGAGUUUGACAAACUCGUUUUUGCUGCUAGGAAAUGUCGGUUCUAAAAAAUGAUUGGAAUCAUUAUGUGAUGGCAGAAAUUCUAGACUUAGAGCUUGCUUGUAAAUUUGUACUGUAACGACAGCAUCUAGAUGAUGGUUUUCACGCUUCUUGGUUGUCACUAUAAUUGAAUUUCAUUAGAAGACUAGUAUUUAUAUAUUCAUUUGUUAUAAAAUAUUUAUAAUUUUAAAUUGUACGGGAAUGAACACCGAAGGGAUGUGAUUGAAAAUUUUUGUUUUUAUGUUUUAUAACUAGAUGCCAAGAUCGCAGUUGUAUUAAAAGUAAAUUCAUCUGAACAGAUUCGACCAAAUCAUUAGUUUGUUCUCCAAUUAUAGUCAUUAUUAUAACGACCAUUUACAGUAGAAAUGAAUAAUGCUGGCCAGAAACUACAUUUAGCAUUCUGUCGCAAUAAUUCCUUGAUUUUACGCAAUGAGUUUUAAGCGACAAAAUGCAAAAUCAAUCUGGAGGCAGCAACACUAUUUAGUACUGUAAUCGCACAGUAAAUAAUCGACAUUAGGUAAUGUAGUGCUCAUUAUCAAAAAUAUGAAAUAAGAGGAAUAUGUAAAGUAUGUAUUUAUUCACCUUUACAUUUGGCCGGUUUUGUCUUCAUUUCUCUUCUACGAAUGAUGACUAUCUUUCAAAUGUGCAGAACGCAUGCAAUGAUUUAGGAGAUUUAUAUUUUUAACGGCAAAAAAAUUGAGACGUGAUUCAAGUGGCAAACACUGCAAACAGACAGUCACUUCAACAAGUACUUUGUUUAAAUUUACAACUCGUAUAUAGGACAUCAAAGCUGAUAAGGAGAUAAAACAUUUGAUUGUAAAAAUUUUAACGAAAUUAAAUGACAAUCAAAAUGUUAUUAUUAAAUUGUAAAAAAUAUGUAAAAAGUAUGUUUUUAUUGAAUUGAAAAAAAUAUAUGUAGGUACCUAUAUAAUAACUGGUAAUUUAUCUCCAAAUUUAAUUUAUGCGUUCUCACAUUAAAUUAGCUUCGCUAUUUUCCCUCUAGUUUGGAAUCGAGCUCAAUCAAAAAGUAAUUUUUUGUAGUGUAAAUGCAUAUAAAAUUAUAAAACGAGCCGACUGACAAUGUUCGUAGAUUGCUUAUAAUGUAUUAUUUCGCCACGAUAUGGUCGGGAUUCUGUAUGGCGUUUUAAAUUAAUACAGUAAACACUUGUGCCUAUAAGCUUGAAUAAUAAUACUACUGAAUUUGGUGACAGUAGCAACAUUAGAUGAUUUAAAUCUCCUAAAAUGUUAUAAAGCUUUUAGUUGAGAAUAACUAUAAAAUCUAUCUCGUCAACUAUCGUCUUCUGUUUUAUAAACUAAACUACCCAUUCUAAAAUCGUAAUAAUUAUCAUAAGUUCUAAAUUAUAAACUCCUUAGAAAAAAAAUUAGACGUCUACCUAGUAGAAUAGUGGCCUAAAUACUAGGAAUAUUGCUAAAGCUGUUAAGAUGCUUUACGCAUUAGGUAGUAGAUAAAUAACUAUCUAAACCUAAAUUAACUUCUUCGAUCCUAUUUCCUGUUGCCAGAUUGAAGUAGUAUUAGUCAAAAACAGAUUAGAACCAUUCAUAGUGAGUCAUUCUGCGCCAUACCGAGUCUCUGAAAUGCUUCGAAUGCCACCGAGUGUAUCGCGAUUGUAAGGGGAUACAAUAAAAAAUAUUUACAAUAAAAAUGUUUACUGUUUA
Molecule: messenger RNA, 8968 nt
Organism: Leguminivora glycinivorella
Lineage: Eukaryota; Metazoa; Arthropoda; Insecta; Lepidoptera; Tortricidae
Gene: Cadps
Product: calcium-dependent secretion activator
Biological process (GO): dense core granule exocytosis; synaptic vesicle exocytosis
Source: RefSeq, a predicted model, not a curated record